This is a messenger RNA of Suillus fuscotomentosus, 1122 nucleotides long. RefSeq lists its product as uncharacterized. The record is from RefSeq and is a predicted model, not a curated record. Bases 1 to 1122 code for a protein of 373 amino acids. The transcript is spliced from 5 exons. Lineage: Eukaryota; Fungi; Basidiomycota; Agaricomycetes; Boletales; Suillaceae.
AUGCCUACCUUGAGCGAAAUCACGGAAAUGGCCAGCGCACUCGUUCUGCAAGCUCCCGGCACGGACGCUCCUUUAGACGUGCUAGGGGACUGGGGACGCGAAGUCGCGCGAUUUCUGACUUGGCUCGACGCCGAGGAACGUAAGGUGUUAUUCACGCUCACGGCGGUCUCUCAACUCCACACAACCUUCCAAGAGCAGGUGGAUGCGCGCCUGCAUUACCCUUGGCGAUCUUGGGGUCGCCAGUGGCUUCCUCUUACUGCUGAGGCUUGGGAAGCAAAAAUGCAAGCUUUAAUGGGGAAUCCCGUGAUCAGGGACCCUCUCGCUAGCACCCAGUUGUCUUCGCUUGCUAUCAUCGCUCUCCUCGACCCUUCUAACGAGGGCAAAGGUGGUAACCGCGCUGGCGCGGGCGAUGAGAUAACUGACGAGAAGUCUACGCAUCACACUCGCACUUCUCAGGCUAAAUGCCCUCGAGAGGAAGCGCUGCAAGGCGACAUAAGUUCUGAUGUCCAAACGCCUUCUUCAUUCGCGGACCGUCCUUCCAAUCGGCCCAGACUCCCACCCUCCGUAAAGAAACCACUCCGGCGCAUGCCUCCAUCCAAACCCCGCUCUUUCAACGAGCUAAUGCAAGACAGCAACCUGCGAGACCCUCGCGUAGUGGUGCUUGAAUGCAAGAGAUGUGAAAAAAAAAAACCAUCGGCGACGAAGCUCUGCCUCACCGUACUUCGUCUGUGUUCGCAGACUGACGAGUACGAACUAUCAAAUUCCUGCAUGCGCUGCAUUGUAGACCAUCAGAAGUGCGAGUGGCCUGCUGGUGCUAUUUCUAAGAACAUAGGACACCGUGUGCACGUCUCUGCAAAAUACUUCUCACCCACCGAGGAUCAGUCGGCAGCUCCAAAGUCGCUGGGGCCGACGUUGACUCAGUCUGGUGCCUGUGCUUCACACGUAGUUAUCAAUUUGCCGCACAAGAACACAGUGAAGGUCACUUCUUCUGCUCAGCCUGCACCCGGCCCUUCCUCGGCUACUACAGCAGAGCAAGUGAAACAUACUUCCGACAUCAUCCAGCUGCCUACGCCGAAGCGUUCUAUUUCGCCCAUCUCAACUUGGAUAAUGGAACUGAUGUAA